This is a messenger RNA of Dama dama (fallow deer), 7092 nucleotides long. It is a transcript of the gene TMOD2, whose product is annotated as tropomodulin 2. The record is from RefSeq and is a predicted model, not a curated record. NCBI's taxonomy places the organism in Eukaryota, Metazoa, Chordata, Mammalia, Artiodactyla, Cervidae. The coding region runs from base 206 to 1261 and encodes 351 amino acids. Gene Ontology annotation, cellular component: striated muscle thin filament; myofibril. Gene Ontology annotation, biological process: muscle contraction; myofibril assembly; pointed-end actin filament capping. The transcript is spliced from 10 exons. Gene Ontology annotation, molecular function: tropomyosin binding.
CGCGCCCGGCCGGGAGCCGCCUGUUGAUCGCCGCGCUCGCCCCGGCCACGGCGCCGCCCUGCUCGCCAGCCCCGCUCCUUCGGGGCAGACGGACUGACGGCCCGCACCGCCCGCUCCGGGAUGGGCUCACGCACGGUAUUCUGAAGUCUCAGGAAGCUGGCACAGUUAAAUGUUCAUGGCCCAUGAGAAAGUCAUAUAAGAAACCAUGGCACUCCCUUUUCAAAAAGAGCUGGAGAAAUACAAGAACAUUGAUGAAGAUGAGCUUCUUGGCAAACUCUCAGAAGAGGAACUGAAACAGUUGGAAAAUGUUCUUGAUGACCUAGAUCCCGAGAGUGCACUGCUGCCAGCUGGAUUUCGACAGAAAGACCAGACGCAGAAAGCAGCCACGGGCCCGUUUGACCGCGAGCACCUCCUCAUGUACCUGGAGAAGGAGGCUUUGGAACAGAAAGACAGGGAAGACUUUGUGCCCUUCACCGGAGAAAAGAAAGGGAGAGUCUUUAUCCCCAAAGAAAAGCCCAUAGAAACUCGUAAAGAAGAAAAGGUGACCCUGGACCCAGAACUGGAAGAAGCUUUGGCCAGCGCCUCCGACACUGAACUCUAUGAUCUUGCAGCUGUUCUUGGAGUACACAAUUUGCUCAACAAUCCCAAGUUUGAUGAAGAAACGACCAACACGAAAGGCGGCAAAGGGCCUGUGAGAAAUGUGGUCAAAGGUGAAAAAGUCAAGCCAGUAUUUGAGGAACCACCAAAUCCCACAAAUGUGGAAGUAAGUCUACAGCAGAUGAAAGCCAAUGAUCCCAGCUUGCAAGAAGUCAACCUCAACAAUAUUAAGAACAUUCCAAUUCCAACCCUGAAGGAAUUUGCAAAGGCUCUGGAGACCAACACUCACGUGAAAAAGUUCAGUCUGGCCGCAACCCGCAGCAAUGACCCUGUGGCAAUUGCCUUUGCAGAUAUGCUAAAAGUAAACAAGACCUUGAAAAGUCUAAACAUAGAAUCCAAUUUCAUCACUGGUGCUGGGAUCCUGGCCCUUGUAGAGGCACUAAAGGAAAAUGACACCUUGGUCGAGAUCAAGAUAGACAACCAGAGACAGCAGUUGGGAACAGCCGUGGAGAUGGAAAUUGCCCAGAUGCUGGAGGAGAAUUCCAGGAUCCUCAAGUUUGGAUAUCAGUUUACCAAGCAAGGACCACGAACAAGAGUGGCAGCUGCCAUCACAAAGAAUAAUGACCUGGUUCGUAAAAAGCGAGUUGAAGGUGACCGAAGGUAAACUUCCACAAAAAGAGGUGAAGUUUCCCCACGGCAGCACUUUAAAAACAGAAGUUCUUCUCCUUCUUCACUGGGACCAUUUUAUGAAAGGUUGUUCAUUUCCAUUAACCAAGCAACUAGUAAUUUAAUUGUUAUUCUUUUUUAGUGCUACGUAUUUGUCUUGGAUUUUUUAACAUAUGCAACAUAUGUUUUAUUUGCCCCUGGACACCUCUGGCGACUUGCACUAAUGGAUUUAUGCAGAUCUUAGUCAGUGACAGCAAUCAAAAAUGAUUUAACCAUUUUCAUACUGGGUUGUCUUGCUUUCUUAUGUGAACUUUUUUUUUUAACCAUUGAAAGGAACUUAGUAUAUAAAUGUGUUUGUAACUGUGAUUAAGAUAGAGGCCUACCUCUGUUUACAUGCAUAGCUUUGAGUUAGGCUAAAUAUAUCAGAAGUGUUCCGCUGACCACAUAAGAUAAGUUAGUAUUGCCAAUCUUUCACUGACUGAGAAAAUGUGACCAAGUUAGCACAAAUUCUCCCUUAGUUCCAGAAAAGUCACUAAAUGCAAAUGCCCUGCUGGUUGAAGAUCAGUGGUGUCAUCCUCGUAAAAAGAAGACAGCGUUAUGAUACAUAAACACAGCUUUAGCAAAUAAGUAUGAAAUAUUUAUUCACCCACAAAUAUAGCUUUAAGCCAGACUCAUGGGUAGCAAAGUGAAUUAGCUACUUUUACUGAUUAUUCCACAUACAUUCAGUCUUUAACAUCACUCUAUGGAUAACAUUUUACAAAACUGUUUUAAAGUUUUCCAGCCAUGAUGGGAAAUUUUUAAAUUUUAGUCAGAGGAAAGCUUUUCAAAUAGUACAUUCCUAAAUAAAACAGUAAUUAUUGUACCUUAAGGUUAUCUACUAUACACGAUUACAGUAUUUUGGCAGAUUUUAGAAGCAUUUAUUGCUUUGUCUUUAGGGCAACAAGAUCACAGGAUGAAAUAUAAAUGUUCAAGAUAAUUAUGUAGAUUUUGUCCACAUGGCAUGAUCCAUCCAGAUACGUGCAAACAUCAGGAAAAAAUGUGAAUUAUUAUUUAUCCAGAGUUUGUUAUCUCAAGGACAAAGCCUAUGAAAGUACAACUGAGAUGACUGCCUGAUAGAUGCUUGAAUCGUUUCAUCCAACAGCCAAUAGUGUCAUGUUAAGCUAAGGAAAUAUGUGACUGCAGCCUUUGGCACCAGCUCUUUGAUAACUGUCAGUGCCUGAGGCUAGAAUUAAUGGCCCUCUGACACUGCCUUAGGCUCCUCUCCCUCCUCUUCCCCCUCCUUUCCUUCCAUUCAUUCUCUUUCUUCUCUGUAAUUCUGAGCCUUGUAAAAGUGAUGUUCUUUGUCUUGAUGAUACCUGGAGCUAAAGGAAUUGCUGAGUCAGGCAGAACAUGGGCCCAAUGAAGAAUUCACUAAGUAAUUGAGUGUUCCUGAGUUGCUUGAUAGCGAUAAAACAAAUAAAUGGGAAAACAACUCAUACAUUAUUCUAGUUAGUUUAUAAAACACACAGAAACUGGAGAGAAAGUCCUUUCAUUAGCCACAAAAGUCUGUUGGGUUUUUCCUUAAUACCUUUUCGACCAACUUUUUUGACCUUUGAACAAACUUUUUGACCAACCCAAUAAAAUUAGAUAUUUACUUGUAAGUGCCCACAUCUCUAGCUCUAAAAUCUUUUGAAAAAAGAAAAAGAAAAAAAAAAAGAAGAAGAAAACAAAAUAAAAUCUUUUAAGAUGUAAGAAUAUUUUAUUAUACUUUUUGAGGGAAUAAUGAGCAGAACAUGUUGAAUUUUGGAAAUCACAAAGAUUCUUUAGUUUUCUGCUAGAUUUCCCUAUGUAUUAAAAAAAAAGUAGUAACUACUCUUUGAUUUUUUUAUUUCCCUUUUAUUCAUUUUGAUGUGGUAUAUUGGAGCCAACUCAUACAGGUUUCACCAUUAUUAAAUUAUCAAGAGUCUUGCAAACUGGUUGCUAAGUACAACCAUUAUUAAAAAUUAAAUGGCAUGCACUUACAAUUAAAUAAUUAUAUCAAAAAAACAAAAGUAAUACUCAAAAAUGCAUUUUGCCAUUUUCGUACUCUUGAGAUUAUUUGCACCAACUGUGUUUUUGGCACAAAUUUUUUUGGCAGAAAUACUAUAUCGUGGUAUGCUAUUAUACAUCUCUCCCCAGCUCACUAGUUCUUCCCAACUAAGAAGUUCUGUACUUCUUGUUGGUAGUUUGAAAUUGAUCAUAGCAUGGAAAUUGAUAAAUGUUGUAAAUCAAGACUUUCCCUUAUCUCACCUAUCCCAGGUUGCUGGUUCAUGCAUCUACCAUCACCAUAGCUAAAAUGUAUACAGUUUUUCUUCUUCUUUUUUUUUUUUUUUUGGUAUACAUGUUUUGUUUACCGUGUUGCCAAAGGGAAGAACACUUCUGUUUCUUAGUUGUCUUUCUCCUCUCCCUUUAGAUUUGUUGCAAAUAUAUUCAAGUGCAGAGUCCCUGACAUGCCCCACUAAGUAAGGCUUUUUCCUUUCUGUUCUCAUUUACUCUUUUUCUUGCUUUCUCCCCUAAGAAAUCUUGGAUCCUACAGAGUGUUCCCUGCAGCCCCAAGAUACUGUGGACCCGGGGCUAAAACAGUUCUUGGCAAACUCUGGCAGGAAGAAGGAAAAAGGCCAGGACUUGAUAGUGACUGUGCUGCAGUUGUUGAUAGUAUUAAAGCAAACUAAUGGGAUAUUGUCAAAAUUUAGCACUGUUUUUAGCUUAUAAAAUAGGUCAAAUGUAUAUAGAAUCUAUUGAAUCAAAUAUUUAUUAUUAAUCAACUUAUCAUUACCUGUGUUUUUGAAGUAGCUUUAAAGGUGGCAUUUCCAUGAGUAUUCACGUAACUAUUAGAAGAUAAAUUUGGAGGGCCUACAUAUCAUUUUGGAGAAGGAAAUGGCAACCCACUCCAGUAUUCUUGCCUGGAGAAUCACAUGGACAGGGGAGCCUGGUGGGCUGCUGUCCAUGGGGUUGCACAGAGUCGGACACGACCGAAGCAAUUUAGCAUAUAUCAUUUAAUUAACCUAGGAUUUCAUUUCCCUGUCUCCGCAGUGUAUGUAAGUAGAAGUUCCUUUGUGAUUCUGAGCAUGGUUAAUCCCUUACCAUCCAUCAUGGUGGGGCGUAAUGUAUAUACAAUAUCUUUAUACAUAUGCAUUUUGUCAAAUAUUAUGUCAAUAUAUUUGGCAGCAUCUGGACAAUUGAUUGAAGGGAGGUCAUCUUUCCCCAGACCACCUCCUUUCCCCUGUUAGACUUGUACAGGCCCAUCCUAAGUGUAAAAUCAUUCACCUGGACUUGCAGGCUCCUGUCACCAACACCCAUUCCAGCAUAUGUGGAAGAUAACUUUUAGGAGAUACAUUCUGGAAGUCUAGAGCGAUCAUGUCAUUAGUCCAGCACAACAUCUCCCCAUCUGCCAGAAGUGUGUGAUGAAAGCUGCUUUAUCCUCGUCAGCACGAUUGAAUCCCUGCCUUUCAUCUUAGUAGGGCAUAAUGUAAAUAAAUGUCAUGUGAUUGUGUGUGUGUGUUGCCAAAUAUCUACCUGGGUAUUUGGCUGCAUCUGGACCACUGAUUGAAGGGAGAUACUCUCUCCCCAGCCCCAUUCCCCUUGUUCUUUUUAGAGCUGCUUUAGGCGUAGGUUAAAUGUGAAAUCCCUCCCUAGAAAUUGCAGCUUAGGUCACCAACCACCAAAUUUCACAGCACUAUGGAAGAUAACUUUUAGGGAAGCCUGGAAAUCUUUUCAUUGUCCCAGCACCAAAUCUCUCCAUAUGCCUAAAGUGUAUGAGUGAAAGUGCUUUCAUCUCCAUCAACAUGCUUAGGCCCGUUCCUUCCAUCUUUGUAGGAUAUAUUGUAUAUAGAUACUUUGUACAUUAAAGAUUGCCAAAUACUAUAAAGGAGGUAUUUGGCCAAAGCUGGACUCCUGAUUGAAGGGAGAUGCGGUCUCCCAGUCCCUCUCCCCUCUCCUCUCUCAGAGUUGAUGCGGGCCUAGGUUAGGUAGAGAACCACUAACCUGGAGGGGCUCGUGCAGCUCACCCAUCUUAAAGCACUCAGUUCAUCUUACAAUACAAGCCCAUCUCCAUUUAAAAACUCACAAAGCAUCCCAAUGCCUAUACUCCUCAAAACAAUUUCCCUAAGGGAAGCCAGGCACAUCAAAUCAAAAGAAUGGCUGCUUCCCUUCCAGACAGAAAUGUGGCCCCUGGCAGGGCACCAGCAUUAAGGAAACCAGUGUGUUCUGAAUAACUGCCAUGAGAACAUUUCAGUCAAACCCGAAACCGGUUUAAGCAUCAACAUGCUUUAAAUGUAAGAUAGCCCUUUAAAAGUUCCAAGAGUUUGAGGAUAUUUUCCUUUUUUGUGGUCAUGAUAUACUUAGCCCUCUUCUAGGCACCGUGAAGGAGACGGGAAGUGUAAGAUUAUUAUAAUUUGACCUGUGCUUCUGAGUUUUGGGGUAGAGUGCCCUUUUGGAAAGUGGAUACCAUUUUUUGGCUCAAGUAUUGAUUGCACAUGCAAAAACUAGCAGGGAGCAGGGCGCUGUGAGCACUGGGUUCUGUGCCGUGUUACCUAUCCCCAGGAGAACUGUUUCUGGAGUUGGGUUUGAAGUCUUGAUUCUGUAGCUUCCUUCUUCUCUUCCAUUAAUGAAGCAUGAUAGCUGUAUUCAUUGUAAUGAACAGAGAACUAAGAAAUAUUUUAGCUUUGCAUAACAGUAACAGUUUCCCCUUAUUGCUCCUAAUUUAAAAUAUCCCUGUCACUCACUGUGCCAUCCUCAAUACUCAAGGAUGGAGACACAUGCAAAGGAAAGGUGUGAGAAUGCUUGGGAGCAUCAGGCAUGCCCUCUGGAUGAAAAUCACAUCAUCAGGCCCCUGGUAACAAGCUGGAGAGAGAAAAGUACCCAGAACUUCAAGGAUGUAGUCACUGUUCUUGCUCCCAACUCUAGGUCAGAUCAAAUUCUGUUUUGUGGUUCAGGAGUUUAGUAGUGUGGAGGGGCUAGGUGCUGUGGAGAAGGAAGAUGGAAAUUAAUGUUUUUCAUUUGCUUAGGGGUAGAAGUAAGCUCUGCUCAGCUUACCUCUUUCUCCUCUGCCCAUAACAGCUAUGAUUAAACAUUCAGAAGAUGGAUGGAGGAGGAGUGGCAAGGUUUGAAUUUAUAACCUGCCUGUUCUAGGAAGGCUGUACACAUAUCAGAGGUUAUCCCAGUUCUGUGAUGCAUCGUUGAUUUGGAGGAGGGUGAAGGAGACUAGACUUUUCUCUGACAUCUUCCAUGGUAGUCAUUCUGAGCACAUUGGCUCUGCUAGUUGGUAUGGUGGCAGGGCACCAUACUAACAGAUUUGGAGACUGACUCCUAAUCCCAUCACCAACACUUAGCAGGUAUAUGAUCAUGGGCAAUUCAUUCAAUUGCCUGACAAUUAUAGACUAUAUAGGGGGAAGAGCACUGGAUUUGGAGUCAAGACACUUGGACACUUGGCUCCAUACUUUCUUAGCUGGGAGACUAUGGGCUAAGCCACUCAGUCUCUCAAACCUAAGGUUCUUCAGUUAUACUAUAACGGGAAUAAUCUUCACUAACUACCUCACAGAGUUGUGGUGAGAAUAUAAUCAGCUAUUGGGAUGAAAACACUAUACUGGAAAGGGCUAUACAAAAGUGGGAGAUCAUUUUUUAUUAUCUAUUCACUACUGUUUUCCACUGCCUCUUGAAUCUGUUUUCUUUUCUUCUAAGCAACAAUUACAUCUUUCACGUCUUUUUGAAUAUGGGGAAUUGAAGCAUGGGUAUGAUGUCGGGGACUGGAGUUAUUUUACUUUCAACAUAGAAGUAGGAGAAGUGGUUGACAGGUGCUGUGGGUGUUAGACA